This is a messenger RNA of Thermochaetoides thermophila DSM 1495, 1707 nucleotides long. RefSeq names its product ccr4-not transcription complex subunit 7-like protein. The coding region runs from base 1 to 1707 and encodes 568 amino acids. Gene Ontology annotation, cellular component: CCR4-NOT complex; P-body; CCR4-NOT core complex. Gene Ontology annotation, molecular function: poly(A)-specific ribonuclease activity; nucleic acid binding. NCBI's taxonomy places the organism in Eukaryota, Fungi, Ascomycota, Sordariomycetes, Sordariales, Chaetomiaceae. The transcript has 2 exons. The record is from RefSeq and is a predicted model, not a curated record.
AUGCCUCCGCCGCUGAACAGAUUUCCUACUGGGCCCACCACCAUCUCGCCCUACCAUCAGCAAUAUCCUGCCCAUGCCCAGCAUGCGGCAGCUCAUCCGCCGCCACUCGGGGCGGCCCAGGCCUACCUCAAUACCCAGGUCGGCCAGGUGAAUCCCUAUGCCGCGGCUAACAGCAAUCUCCUAGGUAUGGCGGGGGGGCUCAACACCGGUACUGCUGGCUUUGGUGUUGGCGCCGACGCCGGCCUGGCGAGCCAUGCCGGCAGGAUGGGCUUUGCGCACGCAGCGGGUUUGCAACAGCCUCAGCAAGCACAACAACAACAGCAGCAGCAGCAGCAACUGCUCCAACAACAGCACGUCGCCCAACAUGCCCAAGCCGCCCAGUCCUUCCAACACGCCCAGCAUCUACAACACCAGGCCCACAGCCUGGCUGAUCACACGAUUCGCGUUGCGCAGAACAAGGGGAGGAUAAGGGAGGUGUGGAAGCACAACCUGCACGAGGAGAUGGCCGUCCUGAGAGAGCUGGUUGACAAGUACCCGUACAUUGCCAUGGACACCGAGUUUCCCGGCGUUGUGUCAAGGCCCAUGGGUGGUUUCCGCGGUAAGAGCGAUUACCACUAUCAGUGUCUGCGGACCAACGUGGACAUGUUGAAGGUCAUACAGAUCGGCAUCGCUCUGUUCAACGAGAACGGCGAGCAGCCGCCGGCGCGCCCAUCGCCGAACGAUCCCCCCGAGCUGCGCCGCGCUGCCGCGAAUGGACCCCUGCCUUAUGCCUGGCAGUUCAACUUCAAAUUCUCACUCAAGGACGACAUGUACAACCAGACUUCGAUCGAGUCCCUCCAGCAGGCAGGCAUAGAUUUCUCCCUGCUGGAGCGCGACGGCAUAGACCCACAUGAAUUCGCCUCGCUGCUGAUCCCUUCGGGGUUGGUCUGCUUCGACGAUGUGCGCUGGAUUAGCUUCCACGGCGGCUACGACUUUGGCUACUUGACAAAGUUGCUCGUUUGCCGUCAGCUGCCCGGUGACGAGGUUGAGUUUGACCAGCUCAUGAAACUUUACUUUCCCUGUACCUACGAUGUUAAGCACCUCAUGAAGCACGCCAUCAAGCUACAUAAUAGCGGCAUGCUGACCCCCUCCGACCCUGGCACUACCGAGAUCCUGCAGAAGUUUGAGCAGAAAUCAGGCCUCGAAAAUAUCGCCGAUGUCCUCAAACUCAAGCGCAUCGGGAGCGCCCACCAAGCAGGCAGCGAUGGCCUGCUGACUGGUCGCGUCUUCUUUGAAUUGCGCAAGCGCAUCUUUAACGGCGAGAUUUCGGACGAGCAUCUCGGCAAGGUCUGGGGCUUGGGUAUUCCGGAUUGGUCCAUCAACCCGGGCGUGACCUUGGGCAAUCCUAACAACACCAAUCCUGGCAAUGCUGGCGUUAGCAACAAUGCAAACGCGAACAACACCGACAAGCAGGCCGAGACGAACGGCAACGCUAAUAACGCCUCCGGCGCGAACCAGAACGGCGCCUGCCCUAGCACCCCCAACACUGGUAACUCCGGCCUGGCGAACUCCUCCAACACCCCUGCUGUCACCACAAACGGCAACAAUUCCUCAACCGCUGUUGCUUCUGCUGCCAGCACCACCACCGGUGGCGGCGCCGGCCCUAUGACACCCGGCGGAGGCGGCGGCGUCUUUGGUCAGUUUGCUUACGGCGGGAACGCCCGGUAA